Messenger RNA from Tribolium madens (black flour beetle), 5755 nucleotides. RefSeq names its product band 3 anion transport protein (gene Ae2). Gene Ontology annotation, biological process: regulation of intracellular pH; monoatomic anion transport; bicarbonate transport. The coding region runs from base 613 to 4488 and encodes 1291 amino acids. Gene Ontology annotation, cellular component: plasma membrane. NCBI's taxonomy places the organism in Eukaryota, Metazoa, Arthropoda, Insecta, Coleoptera, Tenebrionidae. The transcript has 12 exons. Gene Ontology annotation, molecular function: monoatomic anion transmembrane transporter activity; solute:inorganic anion antiporter activity. The record is from RefSeq and is a predicted model, not a curated record.
UAUAUGCAUGUUUGUACACAAUACAAUCUAAAGGUUGCUAUUCUGUGCUGUCACGAUUAAAACCACGUUCGUGAAUGUAUAGUAACAGUUUUUUGAACUUAUUUUGAUAAACGGUUUCUGUAUAUUUUGUUGUGUGUUUAGUGAUACUAAAACCUCUAAUAAUAAUAGUGAUAAAAGUUAGGUUAUCGUGGUGUGCUGUGCUUUUAUUUAUUGCAAACAAUUGAAUGAAACUAAACAUUGUUUUGCCAAACUGACAGUCAAAUAAUUUUACUAUCGAAUAUAGACAAAUAUUUUUAUGAUAGCUUUCAAAGAAUUGAUUAAAGGACCAGUUGUCGAAUUUUGACACAAGACGGGGACGAAAAAUACGGCGCGUUUCACUUCCUCCGGAGUCCUCAAGGACGUCGAAACGUCGGAUUUAGGAUACCCCAUGUUUUUUCAAGUUCUUUUUGCAAUUACUCGGCUUGGACGAUCACCUAGAAAAAAAAUCGCUCUUGUAGCGUUUGUGUAAAUUAAGUGCGCGAUCUUGACACAAUUGUGAUUUAAAUUUGUUCCAAUUGUUCGAUUCAGCUUACAGAUUUUUUUGUUUCUGGUGCUUGGUUUUAGUGUUUUGCUAUGGAUAACGCCGCCAGAACUAAUCUACGAAAGUUGUCCUUCUUGGGAUUUUCGCCUAAGAACGAUGGAAGCAGUCAUGACGGGGAUGUUGUUCAACUCGAUGAAGAAUGUGCGAAAGUGUUCGCAAUGGACACUGAUAACAACAGUAGUUUUGACAUUAACAAAUUUCACGACGCCGCCCCAGGUAUACCAAGACAGUAUGGAGAAAAAGAUUACAUACAACAUCGGAAGAAGAGUUACCCGCACAUGCACGCGCCCAUCAAAAUCGGCUCAAAGUCGAUGAGACGUCGAACGUCCUCGCAUCAAAUCACUCCAAAUUCAACUCCGCCUUAUGGAACUCCGCCAAAGGAAGCUGUCGCAUCUCCCGUUUCCACCUCCGACCAACCGUCAGUUCCCACACUCACUCCUGUUCCCAGCAUUAAAUCUCCAAACGUAGAUUCGGAUACGGGUCCUCUUAGCUCCUUCAAUCUGCCAGAGGAAUGUGACACUGCGGCCAACAGUUCAGAAUCAGAGUGUGUCUUGUCAGAGCCUUGCGGAUACAACAGUCCUAAUGAAUUUUCGCCGGAACGGAAAGUACAGUUUAUCAACAGCGAGACAAGGGAUACUUUUGACGUUGAUGGGCUUAAGGACAAGAAGAAGAAACGUCACCACCCCAAAUUCCGUAAGUAUUCCCUUCCUGACGAUUCCAAUGCCCGCAAACGAAACUACCACUUGGACAAAAACGACGCAUCGGGAAGUAACAAGGGUCGCCGGAUUUCCACUCAACCUGAAGAUUUACCUCUCAUUGCGGCCGAUAGAGACCAAUUGGACAGCCAUCGAUCCGACGAUGCUCGCGGCCUCAGAAGACACAAAACUUCACGACCAAGCAAUGCAUCGAUGGUCCAUAUCGGCCGGAAAGAGGGUGGCGAGUUGCAUCCCUCCAUCAAGAAGAUGUAUGAUCACAGCCCUCACGCCAUAUUUGUCGAGUUGGAUGAGCUGUUUUCAAGCAACGAAGAGCGAGAGUGGAAAGAAACGGCUCGCUGGAUCAAAUACGAGGAAGAUGUGGAGGAAGGUGUUGACAGAUGGGGAAAGCCACAUGUUGCAUCGUUGAGCUUUCAUUCUUUGUUAAAUCUGAGGAAAUGUCUUGAAGAUGGACUUGUUAUUCUUGAUAUGGAGGAGCGGGAUUUGACUGCUAUUGCGUACAGAAUUUCAGAAGAAUUGUAUAAAGAAGAGUUGAUCAGGGAAGAAGACAAGGGAAAAAUUAUGAGAGUUUUACUGCUUAGGCAUAGACAUGUUAAUGACCAUCACGAGAGAGGGUUUAAGUUUUCAAGAAAACACAGUUACGCAUCAUUACAGUCACUGUGGCUGGAAGACGGCGUAAGCUACGAUGCUGUGAUGAUGGCCCGCUGCUCCGUGUGUUCUUCACAGGGACAGCUGUGUCUUCUGCACGCUAUGACUCGCGGUCCUUCUUACCCACACAACCUCCACGAUGCCGAAAAGAAGAAAUUUAGUAUUUCGAGUGAAAGUUACAAGAACGGCGGAACGACCGACGCUGGCAGCCGGCUGAUGGGUCCCGACCAAACCGUUAUCGACAUAAAAGAAGAAAUGUAUUCUGCAAGUUCCGAAGACGUCCGCAGGGCACGCAACGAUGCAAUCCUAAAACGAAUUCCUCCGGGAGCCCAAAGCUCCAGCAUUCUCGUCGGCGAAGUCGAUUUCCUCGAGCAACCGGCCAUGGCGUUCUUGCGACUAGCCGAGGGAGUCAUGAUUCCCUCGCUCAUCGAAGUAAACAUACCAGUGAGAUUUAUUUUUAUUCUUUUGGGACCGAAGAAAGCUAAUUUGGACUAUCACGAAGUGGGCAGAUCAAUUUCGACUCUCAUGGCCAAUCAGCAGUUCCAUAACAUUGCUUACGGGGCCAGCAAUCGCAAGGCGCUCCUCUCGGCCAUCAACGAGUUCUUAGACGACAGCAUCGUGCUGCCUCCCGGGGACUGGGAGCGCCAGGCGCUGCUGCCCAUAGAGGAGAUCAAGGCGAAGAGCGAGUUGAUAAAACGGCGGAAGGAAAACGCUCUGAAGUCGGCGGAGGAGGCGCAGGGCGUAACCAAGACGCUGCUGGCGGUGGAAGAGGAAAAGAAGCCGCCGUAUCCCAACCCCCUUGAGAGGACGCGGCGGCCGUGGGGUGGCCUAAUCAACGACUUGAAGCGUCGUUAUCCGUACUUCAAGAGCGACGUCAUCGACGGAAUCAACGCGCAAUGCUUUGCGGCGGCAAUUUUCAUGUACUUCGCGGCGGUGUCGGGGGCCAUAGCCUUCGGAGGGCUGCUGGGGGCCAAAACCAACGGAUUCAUCGGCAUAUCUGAAACUCUGUUGUCUACCUCCGCUGCAGGAAUUAUUUUUGCUAUCUUGUCGGGACAGCCACUUGUGAUCGUCGGCAGCACAGGACCACUUCUCCUGUUUGACGAAAGUUUAUACGAAUUUUGCAAAUCCAGUGGUUUUGAGGAUUUAUUUUUGACGACGCGUGUGUAUAUCGGACUUUGGUUAGGUGUAAUAGGACUUGUAGUGGCUUGUUUAGAAGGAAGCGUUCUUGUUAAAUUAUUCACUCGGUUCACUGAAGACAUUUUCUCAGCGCUUAUCGUUUUACUUUACAUAAUUGAAAGUGUUAUGAAAUUGUUUUUCUUGUACGAUAGGCAUCCACUUCUAGCAGAUUACUGCGAGUCGGAAGAUGCUUAUUCCACUAACAAUUCAGAUCCUGAGUAUUUUCCGGAAAAUUAUUAUUUAUCAAAUGAUACAAUUAUGCAAAAUUUGACCAAUGAUUCGUAUCCUCCAAUGAACCUUGGCGGCAGGAGGCUACCAACACAUGAUAUGCUCGGCCCAAUUAAUCAACCCAACACAGCUUUGUUUUGUACUAUUUUGGCACUGGGAACGUUUGCUAUCGCCUACUAUCUGAAGUUGUUCCGAAAUAGCCAGUUUUUGGGAAGAAGUGCAAGACGAGCGCUUGGGGAUUUCGGCGUUCCAAUAGCCAUCAUAACCAUGGUUUUCGUGGACUACAUGAAUCCCGCGACAUACACCGAGAAGCUCAACGUUCCCGAAGGCUUAUCCCCGACAAAAUCUGAAAAACGCGGCUGGUUUAUCCCUCCCAACAGCCCCGAUCCUUCCAUGCCCAUCUGGAUCAUGUUCGCCUCGGGAAUACCGGCAAUGCUCGUCUACAUUCUUCUGUUUAUGGAGACUCAUAUUGCCGAACUCAUCAUCGAUAAGAAGGAACGCAAGCUGAAAAAAGGCAGCGGAUUCCAUUUAGAUAUAGUGCUCAUCUGUUUAAUCAACAUCUUGUGCGGCUUUUUCGGCCUGCCCUGGAUUUGCGCCGCCACCGUGCGAUCUAUUGCUCACGUCUCGGCGUUGACUGUUAUGUCGAGAACACACGCCCCCGGCGAAAAACCGCACCUGAUCGAAGUCAAGGAACAAAGGAUUUCUGCAUUGGCUGUGUCUAUUCUGGUUGGACUUUCGGUGCUUAUGUCGCCCUUAUUGAAGAGGGUUCCGAUGGCGGUACUCUUCGGGGUGUUCCUCUACAUGGGGGCGGCUUCCAUCGACGGGAUUCAGUUCUUUGAUCGCAUUAAGCUGCUGUUUAUGCCAGUAAAGCAUCAUCCACAGGCGUCCUACGUCAGGAAGGUGAAGACAGCAAAAAUGCAUCUGUUUACGUUUAUCCAGCUGAUGUGUUUGGUCGUACUUUGGACAGUAAAAUCAACAGAAGCCUCAUUGGCUUUUCCCUUCUUUUUGAUUUUGAUGGUCCCAUUAAGAAGCUAUCUGACUCAUAUAUUUUCACCAAGAGAGCUAAGAGCGCUUGAUGGAGACCAACCGGAUGCCGAUGACGACGAACCUGACUUCUACGCGGAGGCACCACUUCCGGGAUAGGAACUUAGUUACUUAAUGAGUACAUUUCCUUUUUUAAAGGUAUACUUCCUAAUUCUGACGAUAACACUUUAAGAAUAAGUUUUAAAAUGAAGCUGAAACUUGAUAUUUUGUGAUCUAUUUACUGCAAAUGGAAUAUUUUCCACGACCUCUGAUAUCGUUUUCAAAUAUUUUAGUGUAGAUAUUUUGUCAAGAACAAUCCUUAUUUUAAUGUUAUUAUUUAACUUAAUUAUGUAAAGUUAGUUAGUAAUAGCGGUUGAUACGCAAAAAAUAUCGAUUUCUAUAACUUAAAAUUAUUAUAAAACAGUAUUAGUAUUUGUGCCCAUAUCUUUUUAAUGAAGUAUAAACAUUCGUCAUUUCAAUAUCCAUUUUAACUAUAGAUAUAUUUAUUAUUGUGUGCAACUGAGGUGAAGUUUUUUUUGUGUGUGAAUUAUUUUUCUAGGCGCACAGUUGCACUUAUACGAUAGGUCCUUUGUUUUGUUAUGGUUUGUUUUUGUUACUUAGCCGUAGACAUUUUUAACACAAUUUCCUUGUUAUGUAGGAUACAAAUUUGGUUGUAGUUUGUACAAACUGAAGUUGUCGUUUUAGAAACCGACAAUGUUUUAUGAUAUAAUUUCUGUAUUUUCUGAUUCAAAUUUUUCCGAGAGAAGUAAAAUUGAAAAUACAAAAUUGUAGGAACACGUACAAAACAAUUUAGCCAACUUAUUAGAAUAAAUUAACCACUGACUGUGUCGUGGUGUUUUUGCAAGUUUUUCCUGAUAGUAUUAGUUUAUGUAAAGGUUAACUAGGUAUUACUAGACGACUGUGAUUGGAACAUGGCUCACUAAGGUGCGGUAUAAGAAAUUAGUUGCCUUUGUAGUACUUAUAUUCAUUAGUUACAUCGAAAUUAAGCUUCUACRUUAGUUGAAAAUUGUACAAAUGAGGAAUUACACUCAGGGUGACUACAUGAUACAUUUCACCAAACUUAAAGGUCUCCUAUGMAACGAGGAUUAAUGCACAAGGAAUUAUGUUUAUAUUUCUGAUUAUGUAUCGUGGAGUCAACCUUUUUAAAUCAAAAUAGAUAUUACAAAUUGUGGUUGAUGAAUAAUGAGUUUACGAUUCGUUGACUAUAAAAGAUGUUUAACGCCAGCCCUGAAUACAAUAUUUUCUGAGAUUAAACUUAACAAAGUUUCCAAAUUCUGUAGAGUAGCUAAUCAGAAACUUAAACUUGAAUAGUAUUUCUAACUGUGAUUAAAAAUGUCUAUUCUAUUUCUAUAAAUGAAUAAUAGUA